This is a messenger RNA of Gordionus sp. m RMFG-2023, 824 nucleotides long. RefSeq names its product grpE protein homolog 1, mitochondrial-like. The record is from RefSeq and is a predicted model, not a curated record. Gene Ontology annotation, molecular function: protein homodimerization activity; protein-folding chaperone binding; adenyl-nucleotide exchange factor activity. The transcript has 3 exons. Bases 7 to 798 code for a protein of 263 amino acids. Gene Ontology annotation, cellular component: PAM complex, Tim23 associated import motor. Lineage: Eukaryota; Metazoa; Nematomorpha; Gordioida; Chordodea; Parachordodidae. Gene Ontology annotation, biological process: protein import into mitochondrial matrix; protein folding.
CUCAUCAUGCUUAAAAAUUUUCACAAAUUGCAAAAUACUUGCCUGACAUACAACUUAUAUUUACCACGAUUUUUAUGCCAAGAAAAUUCUAAAAACCUGGAUAUUAAAAAUGAUAGUCAAUGUAAUGCAAGUGUUGAUUCAAAUACUUCAAUAAAUCCUCAAAGUGAUAGUGGUAACGUUUUUACCAGAAUUUUAAAAGGAAAUAAAACUGAUAAUACAAAUAAAUCUGCAAACGAAGAAAAUUCAUUAGCUCUAGAAAAUCAAAAACUUAAAGAAAGCAUGCAAGAUCUAAAUGAUAAAUAUAAAAGAGGAUUGGCUGAUAUGGAAAAUCUGAGGCAAAGAAUGCAAAAUGAAUUGGAAAAGGCAAGACUUUAUUCAAUCCAGGGAUUUUGUAAAGAUCUCAUUGAUGUAGCUGAUAUAUUAACCAAAGCUUGUCAAAGCAUUCCACCUCACAUACAUGAAAAUUUACAAAAACUAUCAAUUCCUCACCAAUCUUCUGAUAAUACUGUACCAGAAAAUAUAGAGGAACUUCAGGCUAGCUUUAGUGAUCUUUAUCAAGGCUUACUUAUGAUGGAAAAAGAGUUACAAAAGGUUUUCAAUAAACAUGGGCUAUCACAAAUAAAUCCUCAAAAAAAUGAAAAGUUUGAUCCAAAUAUUCAUGAAUCAUUAUUCCAAACCUCCACUGAUCAAGGACAAAAUCAGAAAAAUAUUUCUGGUGGAAUAUCAAAAGUUACAAAAGUUGGUUAUAAAUUAAAAGAUAGGACAAUAAGACCUGCUUUGGUAGGAGUGUUUCAAUAAUAUUUACAUUAUUUAAUAAAUUGUAU